AUGUCUCAGGAAAAUCAACAAAUUUUGAAACAGUUUUAUAAUUGUUGUAUUUUACGUGACGGUAAGAUCUUAAAGGAGGAUCUAUGGGUUCGCGAUGGGAAAGUAGUCAAUUCGGAAAAAAUCUUUUAUGUUGAAAAAGUUAAACCGAAUGUUAGGAUCGAUUGUAAAGAAGCGUUAAUUUCACCUGGGUAUAUUGAUCUUCAGAUUAAUGGUGGUUUUGGUAUAGAUUUUACACACAAUGUUGAUAAUGUACAAGAAGGUAUUAAUAAAGUAGCUAAGAAAUUAUUGGAAUUUGGUGUAACAUCAUUUUGUCCAACUCUGGUCACAUCACCCAAUGAAACAUAUCUUAAAAUAAUGCCAAAUAUUAAGAAAACAAAAGGUGGAAAACAUGGUGCAUCUGUAUUAGGCAUCCAUUUAGAGGGACCAUUUAUUAGUCCAAACAAAAAGGGAGCUCAUGCAGAAAAUCAUAUAAAACAGUUUGAAAAAGGUUUCAAAUCACUAAUUGAUAUGUAUGGAACUUUAGAAAAUGUGUGCCUUGUCACAUUGGCACCAGAACUUCCUAAUGCAUUAAAUGUAAUUGCAGAAUUAUGUAAAAGAGGCAUUAAAGUUUCUCUUGGACAUUCUAUAGCAAAUCAACAUGAAGGUGAAGAGGCUGUGAAAAGUGGAGCUUCCUUUAUUACCCAUCUCUUUAAUGCAAUGUUACCAUUUCAUCAUAGAGACCCAGGAUUGGUUGGGCUCCUAACAUCUGAUCAAAUUCCUCCUGGAAGAAUUGUCCAUUAUGGUAUAAUUGCAGAUGGGAUACAUACCCAUCCUGCAGCAUUACGUAUAGCUCAUAGAACACAUCCUGAAGGUCUCGUUUUAGUAACUGAUGCAUUAUCAGCAUUGGGAUUAGAAGAAGGUGUACAUCAAUUAGGGCAACUGAAGAUAGAAAUGCGUAUGGGACGUGCUUACAUCGCAGGAACAGAAACACUAUGCGGUAGUACAGCGGAAAUGUCAAAGUGUGUUCGUUAUUUCAAAGAGGCAACAGUUUGUUCCACAGUAGAAGCUUUAGAAGCUGCAACUCUUCAUCCGGCAAAAACUCUUGGCAUCGAAAAAAAAAAAGGAGUUUUGAACUACGGAGCAGAUGCUGAUUUCGUAUUGUUAGAUGAAAAUUUAGAAUUAUUAUCGACUUGGAUAUCGGGAGAAUGUGUAUAUUUAAAUGUAAGAUAG
This is a messenger RNA of Habropoda laboriosa, 1209 nucleotides long. RefSeq names its product N-acetylglucosamine-6-phosphate deacetylase. Gene Ontology annotation, biological process: N-acetylglucosamine catabolic process. Gene Ontology annotation, molecular function: N-acetylglucosamine-6-phosphate deacetylase activity. The transcript has 7 exons. The coding region runs from base 1 to 1209 and encodes 402 amino acids. NCBI's taxonomy places the organism in Eukaryota, Metazoa, Arthropoda, Insecta, Hymenoptera, Apidae. The record is from RefSeq and is a predicted model, not a curated record.